AUGGAAACGAAAGCGCGUUACCGUGACGACAACCCUGUCUUGUCGCUCAGUCUCGGCGUGACGAGUGUUCGCCACAUUGUCACCCAACUAGAGGCACGAUACGCUCGUGUCGCUGGAAACGCCUUAGAAAAAUCACUUGUUAAAUACGAAGGAAACUCUGAAGCCUAUGAAUACUAUGACUUGCCUCUCGCGCUGUCGAGAGGCCAAGUGCUGAAUAUUCUCUUCAGCAACGUUGGAGUAGCAUUGGAGAGAUGCAUUCCUAGCGUUACGUUCGCGAACUUCGGUCUACUGUCCCUUGUGACUGGACUCUUGGCUCCGAAGAUGCUGUCUUAUCUGGUGGUCUAUCCCUUUUGCAGAUUGGUAUUUGGUACGCUCUACCCGGCAUACGCCUCAUAUAAAGCUGUACGAACAAAGAACCUAAAAGAAUACGUAAAAUGGAUGAUGUAUUGGAUAGUGUUCGCGCUGUUCACGUGCACAGAGACGUUCACAGAUGUCUUCCUCUCCUGGUUUCCGUUCUAUUACGAGGUGAAGAUCGUUCUAGUCCUAUGGCUGCUGUCGCCGGCCACCAAAGGUUCUUCCAUACUCUACCGGAAGUUUGUGCAUCCGGCGUUAUGCCGACGUGAACAGGAGAUAGAUGAGUACAUAGCUAAAGCCAAAGAUCAGGGUUACCACACAGUGUUAAAUCUCGGCACCAAAGGCGUCAACUAUGCCACAACAGUUAUUAUGCAAACCGCCAUAAAGAACUUGAAUCUGCCAAAUGCUGUACCGGCAUCUCAGGACGCUAUAGACGGGUAUCCAUAUGAGAACAUGGAGUAUCAACGCGGCGACGACGACAACUUACCGGGAAUGGUGGAAAUCGUAGAGUUAAACGAUAAUGAAAUAGAGGAAUUGGACGAUGCAGAUUAUGACCCAGAUAAAUCCGCGGCCAGGAGCCGUGGUAAUGUCGUACGUAAACGCAAACCCACAAAGGAAAAGAAAGCGAGAAGUAGAUCGAGAGGUCGUAGAACCAGGAGUCAAGCAGCCGUCGAGAAACAGAAUGAUGAAAUAUUGGGAGGCGGUGGUUUAGUUCAACAGCUGCGCAAGAGUUACAGUCUAUCAGAUUUGACUGAGUGUGAGCCUCGUGAAGAGCACGCCGCCGAUGAGGUCGACGAUGUGUUGACGGAACCUAGGCUUAUUAGGCGCGCUGUCAAGAGCGCUUAUGCGGCCCGACGCAGUGCAUCGGAGUCGAACAGCCGUCAGCCGCUUUACUUCCCCGAAGUAGACGUUGAUGUUCGACCUCGACCCAGACUUGAAGAGCCAGACUUUAGCCAUAUAAAAUCGACAGAGGACAUAAGCUCCGGCUACUCGAGCGCAGACAAUUCGACGUCGCUAACACGAACGGCGAGUGUGGGCGCGUCUGCGAGGUCGCGAGCGAGAACUACCCGCACUACGGUCACGACCAUCAAACGACCGCAGGCCGCUGAGGAUAAAGAAGUUAUCGUCGAGGAGCUUUUGGAGGAUGAUUUUGAUAACACAAUGCCCCCUCUCGAGACAUUAUCCUCUCCUUUAUAUCUCUCCCACACUGUGCCACCGUUUAUUUACCAAUAUGUUGGCGAUCAAGUUAAAAUCAUUCAAGUUUUAGGCAAUUAUCCUUUGAGCUCUAACAACGAAACAAAUAAAGUUAGAACUGAAAGGGUCGAAACUGAUUUUGAUAAAAAUGAAGUAGAAUUAAAAAAAUUAGAAGAAACAAAAAUAAAUAACAAUAGUAAAGAAGAUAAAAGUCCUAUUGAUAAACAAUACACGUUGUCAAAUGAUAUGAAUGUUAAGGAAUCUGAUGUUACACUGCCAAAUGAAAAACUUAUGGAUGAAGACAUUCAAGAAGAGUUUAUUGAUACAGAAAGUAGAACGGUUAACGAUGACUCCGUUGACAGUGACGAUGAAGCUUCCUUUGGCACACCGGAGCCAACACCAAAAUCCGUUAAAAAACUUUCAAAGGGAAAAUAUGGCAAAAGCAAAGCUCCUCUGCCACCUAAGGAAAACGAAAAAGCAGUACUGACAAAUACUGAAUUAGAUAAUUCUGAAAUUCAAGAUCUGCAAAACUUUGAGACCACGGAAAUUUUAGAUUCUAAACUCAUUUUAAACGAUAGUCUUAACGUAGACUCAAAUCGACGAUCUAAAUCAAAAUCGCCCGCAAGAGGAAGUGGAAGUAAUCUUGGUUUUGGUAAACUAUUACAAUUUCCAAGUAAACUCGCUUUUUGGGCUAAAGAAUCAGAACAUGGCUCCAAAGAAAUAGACAAAGAAAAUAUUAUACAAGAUAUAAAAGAGAAGAGUGACGAAUUGCAAAAAUUAAUCGAAGCUAAACUUGAAAGUCACCCAGAGUAUAAAUUUAUUCCUUUAAAUGAUGAUGUCACAUUGUCAAAGAGCACAGAUGUGUAA
This is a messenger RNA of Pieris macdunnoughi, 2415 nucleotides long. The record is from the annotation of a GenBank genome assembly. NCBI's taxonomy places the organism in Eukaryota, Metazoa, Arthropoda, Insecta, Lepidoptera, Pieridae.